Linum trigynum is the source of this 240-nucleotide messenger RNA. Lineage: Eukaryota; Viridiplantae; Streptophyta; Magnoliopsida; Malpighiales; Linaceae. The record is from the annotation of a GenBank genome assembly.
AUGACUGGUUUCUCGGCCGGAACCCUUAUGUACAGGAACAUGUUGGCCACCGGCGAAUUUGCCGCAGCGAUUGUACGUCUUCCACUCGUUCUCCGGCUCCCUCUGCAGCACGUCCAAGAUUAUCCGACUUUUGUUCCCCGGAGCUACUCCUCAAUCCCGUCCCACCCGAUUCGGAACCGCAAGAGCGCAGAGGCGUUGGCCGGAUUGUACUUGAAGUACAACCACCCGUCGUCUUCUUAG